UCGAACCAUAAUGCCCAGUUCACAUCACCAAAAAGAUGCCAAGAUCCAAUUUUUUAAAAACUCUGGGGAAAAAUUAGAUCAGAUCGUUACCAGAUAAAAUUCUCCAAAAGGUCCCAAACAGUUUUUAAUGCUAUAUAGACAAUACAAGAAGAAUAUAUAUCACAAUAAAUACACAAACUUCUUGGGCUCUUCUUCGGUUCUUCUGCAUAUAUUCUCGAAGAGUCAUAAAUAUAAAUGAUAAUAAAAACAGAGAGGAGUACUAAAGAAAUACUGUUCUAUUGAUUAGGGGAGCAGAUUCAGGGGAGUUUAUCUUCUUGCUUUGACAAUGUCGACGUUUCGGAGCUUUUCGAGGUUGCCUCUGUUCAUGGUAACAAAAUCUUUCCUUUCCUUUCUAAUUUCUCGUGCCUGUACUGUAUAAACCCAUAAACAACCAAGAUUUCUUCUUUUGUCUUUCUGUUUGUGUUAUUUGUAAAUUCUUGUUCUUUUAACAUUUUUUAACUGCUUCUAUUUGUGGUGUAUGCUCUUUUUUUUUUUUUCUUCUUCUGAAGUCAGACACUCGUACCCUUUGGUGUUUAAUGGCUCUCGAUGCGGUUUAUGACUGUUGCUAGAUUUUCUCCCUUUCUUCAUGGUGACAAAUUGAUUUUUUUUUUUUAAUUCCCUAUUUCAAUGGGUGCCGGCUCAAAGGAAAAUUCUUCCAAAAUCCCAUUUGGUCAAAAGUUGAUUUAGUCUCUCAUCUGUGUUCAAUUGAGAUUAAGUUGGUGAAAAGCUUUUAUCAUUCGUUGUGGGGGCGAUUAUUAUAUGGACUUUCUUCAUCUGAUUUUGAUGAUUGUCUUGUUGUUUCUCAACUUUCCCUCGAAAAGGUUGGGCAACUGAUCAUGUCUGCGCAUGAUGGAUAAGUUGACGAUAUAAUACAUAGCAGAAAACCUAAAACUCAUAUUCAAGCACAUUAGCCUCCAUCAUGGACUUUAAAGAUGAGUUUUUUAAACAGUUGUUUUGGUGGCUCUGUAAGUGGGCAGUAUAUCUACCUACUCAUUUUAAUUCCACAUGUGCUUAAAAGGCAAAUUACAAUUCUUAAUUUGGAGAAGUUGGUGUUUUUGAUUUUUUUGGUGCAUAAUAACUAUGCUUCAACUAAUUUUGUGAUGCUGCUUGCCAAAUUCUAGUUGAAAGGUAGUUGAUGCGUGCCUCUUUUUGCCAUCUAAUUUCGAAAUUGAUACUUUGGUGUAAGGGAACCACUCUUUCAGUCUUUUGUAGACCAGCAGACACUUUGACCCUGUCUUGAUUUUUCUGUAUCUAUUUUUCAGAUUCAAACUCUAUGAGACAUACCUUUCAAGUUACUUCCAGUGACCACUGUGGCCUUUUUAUUCCUAAUUUGAGGUGAAGUUCCCGCCUGUUGGAUUGUUUAGUCUGAAGAUGACUGAACAUGUGGAAGUUCCCUCUACAGAUAAUUUUACUCAUACUGCACUGACCCCGCCGAGGAUUAUUAGGGGUUUGAUAUGCUUAGUCAUAUUCAUUUCAACAGCAUUUAUGUUUCUAGUGUACUUUGUACCGGCUGUUGUAGUUCUAUUGCGUCUUUUUAGCGUGCAUUACAGUCGGAAAGCAGUUUUUUACAUUUUUGGUCUAUGGCUUGGUCUAUGGCCAUUCUUCUUUGAAAAGAUAAACAAAACGAAGGUGAUCUUUUCUGGAGAGACUGUUCCAAAAGGGGAGCGUGUUCUGCUUAUUGCAAAUCACAGAACAGAGGUUGACUGGAUGUAUCCAUGGGAUCUAGCAUUGAGAAAAGGGUGCUUGGGGUCAAUCAAAUAUGUAUUGAAGAGCAGUUUGAUGAAACUGCCAAUUUUUGGCUGGGGUUUUCACGUUUUAGAGUUCAUCCCUGUGGAGAGGAAAUGGGAUAUUGAUGAACCUGUAUUGCGUCAAAUUCUGUCAACUUUUACUGAUCGUCAGGAUCCCUUAUGGCUAACUGUUUUUCCUGAAGGCACUGAUUAUACGGAGGAGAAGUGUAAGAGGAGUCAGAAGUUUGCAGCUGAAAAUGGCUUACCUGUAUUAAAGAAUGUACUGCUUCCGAAGACAAAAGGAUUCCAUAUCUGCUUGGAAACCCUUAGAGCCUCCUUGGAUGCAGUCUAUGAUCUAACUAUUGCAUACAAGCGUCGAUGCCCUUCUUUCUUGGACAAUGCUUUCGGCACUGAACCCUCUGAAGUACAUAUUCAUGUGAGACGGAUUCCUCUUUCAAAGAUCCCAUCAUUAGAGAAGGAAGCUAACUCAUGGUUGAUGGACACAUUUCAGUUCAAAGAUAAGCUACUUUCAGAUUUUUCUGCAAAUGGCCAUUUCCCAAAUGAAGGGACAGAAGAAGAGCUUUCGACAGUGAGAUGCUUCAUUAAUUUUGCUGGAGUGAUCAUAAUCACCGGCAUAUUUACCUACCUUACAUUUUUCUCGUCCAUCUGGUUCAAAGUAUAUGUAGCUUUAGUCUGUAUCUUCCUUAGUUCAGUUACUUACUUUGGUAUCAGGCCAUUUGUAACUCAUGAUCUAGGUAAAUUAUACUCCAACAGAGUAACAAAAACUGUGUAAAUACAGUUAUACAAGAGAUGUGUUGGCUACCAUCAAGUCAAAAUUCUCUUGACGAAAUACACACGGUCUAUAUAGCUUUCAUCUCUUUGAUUCAGUAGAAUGAUCAUCCCCCCUGAAUCGACAUAAAUGAUUAAAUCUCCUGAAGUUCUAUUUACUCUCGUUUUCCUCAUUGAACAAGAAGAGAAUUUUGCUGCGUGCUUCUGCAAAACCCGCUCUGUAUCCCAAGAAAAUAAGGCCUAGUCCAGCUCUAUUCGCAAGCCUUUUACAACCUUCUUUGGGCCAUAUUAAUUUCUUAUAGUUUGGAGUUUGAUCCGCCUCAACAUACGGCGCUUUGUCAUAAAUGAUUGGAUCAUACAGUUCUA
Messenger RNA from Oldenlandia corymbosa var. corymbosa, 2921 nucleotides. NCBI's taxonomy places the organism in Eukaryota, Viridiplantae, Streptophyta, Magnoliopsida, Gentianales, Rubiaceae. The record is from the annotation of a GenBank genome assembly.